AUGAAAAAAGAGAGUGAAUGUGUGAAAGUUGUGGUUAGAGUGAGGCCCUUUAAUUAAAGGGAAAAGGAAAAUAAUAGUAAACCUUGUGUAAAUGUUGAUGAAAAAUAAAAUGUAGUUGAACUGCUAAAGGUUUUAUAAAAAAGAUAAUAAAUAGCCUGUCGAUAAUGAAUCGAAAUAGUUUUCAUAUGACUAUGUUUUUGGAAUGAAUGCUAAAUAAUCUUACAUUUACGAAAAGACAGCAUUCAAUUUAGUAGAAUCUGUGAUUGAUGGCUAUAAUGGGACAAUAUUCGCAUAUGGUUAAACAGGUAUUGUGUUUAGUAAUUUAAGGAUGCGGAAAGACAUUUACCAUGACUGGAGUUCCUGAAAAUGUAACUAUUUAAUUUUAAGCUUAUAGGAAGAACUUAAGGGCAUCAUCCCAAGAACAUUUACCCAAAUAUAAACAAUUAUUGACACAAAUACAGACACUAAGAAGAAAUUCUUGGUUAGAUGUUCUUUUCUAGAGAUAUAUAACGAGGAAAUUCGAGAUUUAUUGGGAAAAGAUCAUAAAGCUAGAUUAGAGUUAAAAGAAUCUUAAGGUUGUGUCUCAGCUAAGGACUUAACAAUGGUUACAGUAAAAACUGCUUAAGAAAUGGAUAAAUAUAUGUCACUUGGUUAAAAUAAUAGAUCUGUUGGAGCCACAGCAAUGAAUGCAUAGUCAAGUAGAUCCCAUUGCAUUUUUACAGUGUAUGUGGAAAGUUAAAUAGUAGAUGCUAAAGGGAAUGAGUUUAUUAGAGUAGGAAAGCUUAAUUUAGUGGAUUUAGCUGGAAGUGAAAGAUAGUCAAAAACUUAAGCCACUGGAGACAGACUUAAGGAAGCAACAAAGAUAAAUUUAUCUCUAUCUGCUCUAGGCAAUGUGAUUUCAGCAUUAGUAGAUGGAAAAACUUAGCAUAUUCCUUAUAGAGAUUCCAAAUUAACUCGAUUAUUAUAAGACUCUUUGGGUGGUAAUACCAAAACAGUUAUGAUUACUGCUUUAAGCCCAGCUGAUUUUAAUUAUGAUGAAACUCUCUCUAGUUUAAGAUAUGCAUCAAGAGCUAAAAUGAUAAAGAAUCAACCAAAAAUCAACGAAGACCCAAAAGAUGCUUUGUUAAAAUAAUAAGCAGAUGAAAUAUAAAAACUAAAGGAAUAAUUAUCUAAAUUAAACAAGAAUGGAGGAGGAGGAGGAUCAGAAAAAGAUAUUUAAAAUAAUAGUAGUUAAAACUUUUAUGGGAAUCUGAAGAAAUAAUAAGAGAUCCUCGAAAUCGAAAAGAUUAAAUCUGACGAAGUUUAGAAAGAACUUGAAAAAUUGAAAUAAGAUAAUGAAAGAUUAAUUAAGGAAAGAAAGGAUAAGGAGGAAUAAAUGUCUAGAUAAAAAUAAAGAGAGCUUGAAUAAUUGAUAAAAGAUAAUGAAAACUUACAAAAGGAAAAAGAAAAAGUAUUAGAAUAAAUAGCAGAGAAGGAAUAAAAAGCUAUUGAAGAAUAAAAUCUAAGGUAGAAAUUAUAAGAGUUAAUGGCUGCAAAGGAGAAAAUGGUUGUGACAGGAGGAAAAGCAAGUGAAGAAGAGAAGAAAAAGUAUCGUUUAUAGCAAAAGAAGUUGAAAUAAUAAAGUCAAGAACAUGAAAAGUUAUUAGAAGAAAGAGAGAAAUAAAAGGAUGAAUUGUAUGACAUAGAAUAGAAAUAUUAAUCAGUUCAAGAAGAAAUUGAAGCAUUAAGGAAAAAAAAUUUAAGAUUGAGAAAAGUCUAUAAAGAAGCAAUGGUAGAAAUAAAAGAUAUUUAAAAAGAAAAUGAAUAAGAUAAGGAAGAAUUGCUUGAAAGUAUUAGAGCUUUAGAAAGAGAAAAUACAUUAUAUUUACGAAUUUUAUUAACCAUGUUUAAAGAGGAUGAAUUGUUAAGUCUCAAAGGAGAUUGUGUUUAUGAUGAAGAUAAGAAAGAUUAUAAAGUACCUCCUUUUGUCUUUAAAUAGAAUAAGGUAUCAUAUCCAUCUUUGCCAUAUAAAGAAGGUAUUAUUUGUUUUUAUUUAUUAAAUAGCCCAGGAGUAUAUUGAAGAGUUAAAAGAUUAAAGACAAUUAUAAAUUAAUCCUAAGUAGGAUAUGCUUGAAAUUCCUGCUAGAAACAAUAGUAAAAUGCGUUCUGAAGAAAUCUAAUAAAGAUCAAGUAGUCAAGGUUUUGAUAAAUAAAAUCGAUAAUAACAAAUGUUGAAACAACAGCAGCAAUAAGUUUAAGAAUUAGAAAAAAUGUAUCCAACUUCAUAAACACCUUAAUUAGAGAAAAAGUAAAAGGUUUAGCUAAGUCCAAUUGAAAAUAAUAAAUCUUCACGUCCCCCAUCAAAUCAACAAAAUGAUUAAAACAUUUUUAAAUAAUCUCCUUUGAAAAAAUAAUAAGAACUUCUAAUACCAUAAAAACCCAUAAGCAAAAUUCCUUUGGGAAAACUACCACCUGAUAUUGAAAGAAAGAAUCAUCAUUAAUGAGA
Paramecium pentaurelia is the source of this 2485-nucleotide messenger RNA. NCBI's taxonomy places the organism in Eukaryota, Ciliophora, Oligohymenophorea, Peniculida, Parameciidae. The record is from the annotation of a GenBank genome assembly.